CGAGACAAAACCAGUUCUUCAUUCCUCUCUGGAGUCUCAGACAUCCCGGCAGAGUUAUCUUGGAAGAGCUGCGCUACUGGCAACAGGACUCAUCAUAGCUGUGGCCGUGGGCUGGCAUUGCUACACAGUUCCUCCUAUGAAGGCAGGGAGGUUAAAGGUGAAGCAGGUGGACCUGUGGCAGGAAGGCUUCACCAUUGAAAACCGGGAUGGAGAAGAGGUCUUCAGGAUGGCCUUCCAAUCAGGCGUCCUUGACCUGGAGACUUGUUCUAAGGGAGGGGGAGUUUUAAGCUGUACAGGUACAGAAAGUGGGAUGUACAGUUUCGUCAUCCAGACUGUCAAACCCAACGAGGCGGUGACGUGCUACAUCAUCCGCUGGGAAGAGUUUGAGGCAGACUCUGCGGUGGAACACAAAAUGUUCUGGGGGGACAGCCACUGGUAUGGAGGCUACGAGAUGAGCAAACAGCAAUGGCCAAUCAGGCUACCUGGAAGCCAAGAACCUGCGCCAUUUGUGACUAGUGAUGUCUAUUCUUUCAGGAACAGCUUUGGGGGCAUCUUGGAGAGGUAUUGGUUGUCCUCCAAAGCAGCUGCCAUCAAGAUAAGUGACUCUGUGCCCUUCCACCUUGGGUUCAACGCUUCGGAAAGGUCCCUCGUCUUCCAGGCCAGGUAUAAAGAUUCUCCAUAUGAGCCGUUGAACGAGCCCUUCCCACAGUUGAGUUACCAUGUCUGCAUAGGUUCAGACAUUACCUCUGUCCACCGGUACAUGGCCCAGGUCCAUUUCAGGAAACCUUUGAAGGUGCCCUCAGAAAGGAUGUUCCAGUUUCCAAUCUGGUCAACAUGGGCCAUGUACAAGAAGGAGAUUAACCAAGAGAAAGUUCUGGGAUUUGCACAGAUGAUUAAAAAGCACGGUUUCAAAUACAGCCACGUCGAAAUUGAUGACAUGUACACGCAGAAUUAUGGUGACUUUGACUUUGACCCUUCAAAGUUCCCCCGAGUGACAGAUAUGUUUGAAGAGCUUAAGAAAGACGGCUUCAACGUCACCAUCUGGAUACACCCUUUUGUACAUAAAAGUUCCCCAAACUUUGAGGUGGGAAUAGAGAAGAAGCUUUUUGUCACGGAACCACAAGGGACACUCCCUGCCAUGGUUGUGUGGUGGAACGGUGUGGGCGCCAUACUGGAUUUCACCAACCCUUCGGCUAGAAAAUGGUUCCAGAGACACCUGAGGCAACUCCGCACUAAGUACGGCAUCUCGUCCUUCAAGUUUGAUGCCGGUGAGACGUGCUACCUUCCCAAACAAUUCCAAACUUUCCGUACCUUGGCAGAUCCCAGCAUUUGGUCCCGGCAUUAUGCAGAAAUGGCCAUUCCAUUUCACGAGCUUGCAGAAGUCCGAGUCGGCUACCGAUCCCAGCACAUCUCUUGUUUUGUCCGUAUCAUUGACCGGGACUCAAUUUGCGGGUAUGAACUUGGACUGAAGUCCUUGAUACCUACGGUGCUGACCAUUGGCCUCUUGGGAUACCCUUUUGUGCUGCCCGAUAUGAUUGGUGGGAAUUUUCUCCCUAACAAAACGGAAGGUGCUGUCGACAUCCCAGAUCGGGAGCUCUACAUCCGAUGGCUGGAGCUGUCGGCCUUCAUGCCUUCCAUGCAGUUCUCCAUCCCACCGUGGCUUUACGACAAAGAGGUCAUAGACAUCGCCCUGAAGUUCACCAGGCUCCACGAGUCUUUGGUUGCCCCCCUCUUGCUGGAGCUGGCCGGGGAGAUCACCGACACUGGGGACCCCAUCAUCCGGCCCAUCUGGUGGAUUUCUCCCCACGAUGAGGCUGCACACAAGAUCGAUUCCCAGUUCCUCAUUGGGGACACUUUGAUGGUGGCUCCCGUCUUGGAGAUGGGCAAGCAAGAGCGAGACAUUUACAUCCCAGCUGGCAAAUGGCGCAGCUACAAAGGGGAGCUCUUUGAAAAAACGCCCGUUCUUCUUAAGGACUACUCUGUCCCUUUGGAUGAAGUGCCUUAUUUUGUUUUGAAUUCUUAAGCUGCCUUGGGGCCAGGGAAAGGCCUUGGAGGAACCUCGUCUCUA
Molecule: messenger RNA, 2068 nt
Organism: Lacerta agilis (Sand lizard)
Lineage: Eukaryota; Metazoa; Chordata; Lepidosauria; Squamata; Lacertidae
Product: myogenesis-regulating glycosidase-like
Exons: 1
Coding region: 137-2023 (628 amino acids)
Biological process (GO): skeletal muscle fiber development; carbohydrate metabolic process
Molecular function (GO): hydrolase activity, hydrolyzing O-glycosyl compounds
Source: RefSeq, a predicted model, not a curated record